AUUUGUUCCACUCAAAAAGUCGUGGCCGAGAGAUCGCAUGUCAAAAUUACAGUAACACAUACCGAGAAUAAAUGUAAAAUUUUCUGUGUAAAUUAUCACAAGCAUCGCACAACAAUGUCCAAGAAACCUUUGGGUCCCGGGCCGGGCGCGUACCAGCUGCCGACGACGGUGGGGUUCACGCAGCACGACCCAUCGCGGUACCGCAACCCGAUGUACUCGUUCGGCACGAACGCGGGGUUCCGCGUGAAGCCGCUGGGCCCGGGGCCCGCCUACCGCAUCGACCGCGUCACGCGCGACGGCGUCGUCACCGCGCCCGCCUGGAGCUUCGGCGCCACGUUCCCGACGCGCGCGACGCUGCGCACGCCGGGCCCGGGCGCGCAUGCGCCGGAGCGCUGCCCGCCGAUGCGCGAGCCGCGCGCGCCCGUGUACUCGAUGGGCGCGCGGCUCGGGUUCGCGCUGAAGCGGCCCGGCCCCGCGCCCAACGCGUACGCGCUGCGGCUCGGCUCCGGCACGCCCGCCUACACCAUGGGCGCGCGCGUCGGCUACAACCUCAAGGCCAAGUCGCCCGGACCCGCCGUCUACUUCCAGCGCGACACCAACGUGUACAAGAACAAACAGCCGGUGUACUCGCUGGGCGCGCGGCUGGACGGCGCCGGCAAGGCGACGCGCACGCCCGGGCCCGCCGCCUACCCGCCCAACCUCUACAACGUCAAGAAGAACCCGUACGCAUAUUCGUUCGGCACACAUCACUCGGAGUACGCGCCGCCGAUGAUCAUCCGCGAGGACACCAUGGACUGCUUGUGACGUCACCCGUGACGUCACG
Messenger RNA from Manduca sexta (tobacco hornworm), 823 nucleotides. Its product is annotated as outer dense fiber protein 3. The record is from RefSeq and is a predicted model, not a curated record. Lineage: Eukaryota; Metazoa; Arthropoda; Insecta; Lepidoptera; Sphingidae. Bases 115 to 804 code for a protein of 229 amino acids. The transcript has 5 exons. Gene Ontology annotation, cellular component: cytoskeleton.